AUGGCGGCGUCCCUUACUGCCACAGUCCUCUCUGCAGCAUUCGCUGCGUCCCCAUGCCUCACUGGCUCUGUUCGUCAGGGGGACGCGGUAUGCGUCACUGGCAGCAUGAAACCAUUGAGGGCGACUGGAAGGCGUGACCUUCGUGUUUGGAGUAGCGGCGAAGGCGGAAAUGCGCCAGCAGAGCGGAUACUUUCUCUUGAAGACAUUCUCAGUGCUGCGGAGAAGGAGAGCAGCGACCUGGUGUUUUCUCCUGACGACGCCGAUGAUGACAAUGAUGACACGAUCGACAGCCUGGCCGACGAUCCCUUCGUCUCCCGCUCACCUGUCCCCACCGAUCCCAACGCCCCUGCGGCCCAGCUGUUCCCAUCGGCUGACGACAUGGAGAAGGUUCUUUCCGCCUACAACAGCGCACCGGCAGCUAUAGGCGAGAUAGGCGUGGAUGAUCUCAAGACGGCCCUGGAGGGGGAAGCGGACGCCGUGCCUGUGCUGAUUGACGUGAGGGCGCCAGAGGACUACAAGAGAGGGCACAUUCCCGGAGCUGUGUCAGUGCCUAUGGGGGAUGUGGUGGCAUAUGCUGCAGACGCUGGUUCCGGUCCCCUGGCCUUCGUCUGCUAUGCUGGUGCGCCGCUGCUUCUUCCUCACCUUGUUGGGAGUUUUUGCCUACAUAAUUGUCUUUCCAGAGCAGGCAGUCUCAUCCAAACAUGUGCCCGCUUCCACAUGCAGGAAACACGAGUAAACGGGCAGCUAUGCAAGUGGCUGGUGCACUCAGCUUGCCAUCAGAGUCCGUAUUGA
Closterium sp. NIES-65 is the source of this 792-nucleotide messenger RNA. The record is from the annotation of a GenBank genome assembly. NCBI's taxonomy places the organism in Eukaryota, Viridiplantae, Streptophyta, Zygnematophyceae, Desmidiales, Closteriaceae.